CAUCUACUGCUUUGCGCUGCCGUUUUAGCUUUUCCUUCUUUAAAAAAAGCUAUACAGACUAUUCUCAAAGUUUCUUUCCUUAUUUUUCAUUAGCUAAGCAAAAUCCCAAGUUUAUAGAGCUAUUCUUCGGUCACUCUUGGUCCUACUGACUCUUUACUGAGUGCAGUUCACUGAAAAUUUUCCGGGAAGUUUUUUUUUUUUGCCGGAAAAUGGCAUAUAUGUGUGCUGAUAAUGGGAAUCUAAUGGCAAUCGCUCAACAAGUUAUAAAGCAAAAGCAAGAACAAGAGCAACAACAGCAGCAGCAACAACAACAGCAGCAGCAACAACAGCUUCUUGGUUUGAAUCCUUUCUCUUUAAAUCCUUGGUCUAGUACUACCCACCAUGGUGUUUCCAGUUCGGGUAAUGUCGGGUAUGGGCUUACGGGUCCGGGUUUUACCGACCCGUUUCAAGGGGAUGCUGGGGAAGGGUUUCAGUUCCCUAACAUGGAACAUCACCAUUCGAUUGGGUUUCGUUUUCCGGAUUUUGGUGGUGGUGCCGGUGGUGAGUUUGACUCGGAUGAGUGGAUGGAUAGUUUAAUGAACGGUGGUGGCCAUUCAACGGAUACUUCGAAUCUGCCGUCUGGUUGCGACGCGUGGCAAAACAGUGCUGAUUUUGGUAUCUACGGUGCUGAUCCGUUUACUGCUUGCCCGAGUCGACUCACCUUGACGUGUUCUCCGCCGUCUAAUCUGAACCGAGUGAUCCCUACUACUACUCUACCUGCAUGGCCGCCAUCCUCUCCACCGCCUCCGCCGCAAGUAACCGUUGAAGAAACGAAAACAAGCAGUCCCCAGAACCAGAACCCAACCAUCAACGACGGCGCGGGAAUCUCAUCCGGUUCACCGGAGACCGAUUUAUCUCCGCCGCUUUUAAAAGCUCUACUCGACUGUGCUACACUCGCUGACUCGGAACCUGAACGCGCGAUUAAAUCACUGGCUAAACUCAAGGAAUCGGUAUCAGAACACGGAGAUCCAACUGAAAGAGUGGCUUUUUACUUCACUGAAGCUCUCCAUAGCAGACUCUCUCAUCAAACAGACCAAAGGUUGACGAUGAUCGAAACGACGUCGGAGGACUUCACUCUCUCAUAUAAAGCAUUAAACGACGCUUGCCCUUACUCAAAAUUCGCCCAUUUGACGGCGAACCAAGCGAUUCUCGAAGCAACUGACCGAGCUAGCAAGAUUCACAUAGUUGACUUUGGGAUCGUUCAAGGAGUUCAAUGGGCUGCUCUGUUACAAGCUUUAGCAACCCGAUCAGCCGGAAAACCGACCCGAAUCCGUAUAUCGGGCAUACCCGCUCCGGUUUUGGGAUCAACACCGGCUCCUUCUCUUUACGCCACCGGUAACCGUCUACGUGACUUCUCGAAGCUUCUGGAUUUGAAUUUUGAGUUCGAACCGAUUCUAACUCCGGUUACUGAACUCACCGGGUCGAGUUUCCGGGUCGAUGAAGAUGAGGUAUUAGCUGUGAAUUUCAUGCUUCAACUGUACAAUUUAUUGGAUUCUACUCCGGCCGCCGUGGAAACCGCUCUUGCUUUGGCUAAAUCAUUGAACCCGAAAAUCGUGACAUUAGGUGAGUACGAAGCGAGUUUGAACCGAGUCGGGUUCUUAAACCGAUUCAAGAACGCAUUAAGGUAUUACUCCGCCGUGUUCGAGUCAUUAGAACCAAACUUACCUCGCGACUCACCUGAGAGAAUUCAAGUGGAGAAACACUUACUCGGCCGGAAAGUCGCCGGAGUCAUCGGACGGGAAGAAGCCGGCACCCAAAGGGAACGAAUGGAAGACAAAGAGCAAUGGAAAAUUUUAAUGGAAAUUUCCGGUUUCGAAACGGUAACACUUAGCCAUUACGCCAUAAGUCAAGCAAAAAUUCUACUGUGGAACUAUAAUUACAGCUCCUCAUAUUCAUUGAUCGAAUCCCAACCUGGAUUUCUCUCUUUAGCUUGGAACGAAGUGCCUUUACUCACUGUUUCUUCAUGGCGUUGAUGAACUUUCAUUGUAAAAAUGGUUUCCACCUGGUAAUUUUUCUCUAGUGUGGAAUGGUAGAAAGCUUUUUUGAGCUGCUUUAUUUCCAUGGUUGCAUAUAAAAGUUUUCUUCAAUUUGAUUUUGAUCUUAAGACUUUA
Molecule: messenger RNA, 2150 nt
Organism: Gossypium raimondii (Peruvian cotton)
Lineage: Eukaryota; Viridiplantae; Streptophyta; Magnoliopsida; Malvales; Malvaceae
Product: SCARECROW-LIKE protein 7
Exons: 2
Coding region: 210-2012 (600 amino acids)
Biological process (GO): regulation of DNA-templated transcription
Cellular component (GO): nucleus
Molecular function (GO): DNA-binding transcription factor activity; sequence-specific DNA binding
Source: RefSeq, a predicted model, not a curated record